Molecule: messenger RNA, 1662 nt
Organism: Diaporthe amygdali
Lineage: Eukaryota; Fungi; Ascomycota; Sordariomycetes; Diaporthales; Diaporthaceae
Product: proline-specific permease
Exons: 4
Coding region: 1-1662 (553 amino acids)
Biological process (GO): amino acid transmembrane transport
Cellular component (GO): membrane
Molecular function (GO): amino acid transmembrane transporter activity
Source: RefSeq, a predicted model, not a curated record
AUGAAGCGCGACAGCACGACAGAUCUGCCAGCUCAGUGGCCAGACUCGAAGGAAGGAAAAGAUGAGGAGCUUGGCGAAGUCAGGGUCCUGGACGAUGGCACCCGCAACCUGGUUGGUGCUCAGGAUCAGCUUGAGCGAGGUCUGAAGAGUCGGCAUAUCCAGUUCUUGGCCCUCGGCGGAGCUAUCGGUACUGGCCUUUUCAUAGGCUCCGGUGCUAUCCUUGAGAUGACCGGCCCGCUAUCCCUGCUCCUUGGAUAUUUGGGCAUGAUGGCAUUGGUGUGGAACAUCAUGAACAACCUUGGUGAAAUAGCCGUCUACCUUCCCCUGAAGGGCGCAACAAUCCCUUACUUUGUUGAGCGCUUUGUUGAGCCGAGUCUUGCGUUUGCUGCCGGAUGGAAUUACUGGUAUGCCUACGCAAUUUUGGUGGCCGCUGAGGCUAGUGCGGGUUCCAUUAUCUUGGAUUACUGGAAAAGUGCCGUUCCCCCUGCAGUAUGGAUCGCCAUCAUCCUUGGUGUCAACCUCGGACUGAACAUAUUUGCGGUCAAGAUCUUUGGAGAGGCGGAAUUCUGGUUCGCAAGCAUCAAGCUUAUCACCAUUAUCGGUCUCAUCCUUACAGGCCUUGUGAUCAUGUGCGGCGGAGCACCAGAUGGAGAGGCUAUCGGCUUUUGGUAUUGGCAAAAAGAUGGCCCGAUGAAGGAGUAUCUUGUCCCAGGAAAUACAGGCCGCUUCCUCGCCUUCUGGGCGGCCUUCGCGAAGGCAGGUUUCGCCUUCAUCACCUCGCCUGAACUCAUCGCGCUCGCCGCGGGAGAGACCCAGGCACCACGACGCAACAUCCCCAAAGCCGCCCGUCGAUUCGUCUGGCGACUCGCUAUUUUCUAUGGGCUGGGCGCUUUCAUGAUCGGCUCGAUCUGUCCCGCGGACGACCCGCGUCUACUCAGCGACACAUCCGACGCCACGGCCAGCCCCUGGGUGAUCGGGAUUACCCUCAGGGGUAUUCCGGUGCUCAACCACAUCAUCAACGCUGCAGUGCUCACAUCCGCGUGGUCCGCUGGCAAUGCGUUCCUCUACUCAGGUUCCAGAAUCCUCUACAGUCUUGCCCUGAACGGCCAGGCACCCAAAAUCUUCGCUAGGACGGGCAACCUCAAGACCCCGUACAUGGCCAUCCUUGCCACCUGGGCCAUCGGGCUUCUGUCCUUCCUGAGCGUGAGCCAGACCAGCGCCGUAGUCUUCGACUGGUUCGUGAACAUCUCCACUAUCAGCGGCUUCAUCGCUUGGAUCGUCUGCAUCAUCACGUACAUCCGCUUCAGGAAGGCGAUGAACUUCCGUGGAUUGUUGCACACUCUGCCCUACAAGACCCCGCUCCAGCCCUACGCGACCUACUUUGUGCUAGGCGUCUUAAUCGUGCUGACGCUUACCAAUGGGUUUGCCGUCUUCUUCCCGAGCGAGUGGAGCAUCGGGGGCUUCUUGGCUGCGUACAUCACUUUGCCUAUCUUCUUGGCCUUGUAUAUUGGCCACAAGCUGUGCUUCCGGACACCAUUCGCGAGACCUAUUGAAGAUAUCGACGUGAUCACUGGUGUGCGGGAGAUGGACGCCUUGGAGGCUGAGGAUGUACCACCAGUUCCGAGGAAUUGGCUAGAGAAGGCUUGGUUCUGGUUGGCGUAG